Messenger RNA from Monascus purpureus, 417 nucleotides. NCBI's taxonomy places the organism in Eukaryota, Fungi, Ascomycota, Eurotiomycetes, Eurotiales, Aspergillaceae. The record is from the annotation of a GenBank genome assembly.
AUGUCUGGCGAAGCGUGGCUUUAUCUGCUGGCGGUGCUGGUCAAUGCCGUCAACCUCUUUCUUCAGGUGUUCUUUACCAUUAUGUACAGCGAUUUAGAAUGUGACUAUAUCAAUCCCAUUGAUCUCUGCAACCGUCUGAAUGCCUAUAUCGUCCCUGAAGCCGCCGUCCAUGCCUUCUUGACCUUCCUGUUCGUCAUCAAUGGCUACUGGCUUGCUAUCAUAUUGAACUUGCCUCUGUUGGCGUUCAAUGCGAAGAAAAUCUACGAAAAUCAGCACCUGUUGGAUGCAACUGAGAUCUUCCGCAAGCUGAACGUGCACAAGAAGGAAUCCUUCAUCAAGCUCGGGUUCCAUCUCUUGAUGUUUUUCUACUACCUAUACAGCAUGAUCGUUGCUCUGAUCCGCGACGAAACUCAGUGA